AGUUUGAGAAAGAAUAAAUAAAUCACACACACCACUUAAUUUUAUGCACAUAUUAUUUUAAUCGAUGUGUGUAUAGCCUUGCAUGGCUCAAACGAACAGCGGCAAAUAUAAACAAACUGGACAGUCAACUGCUAGUGUGAUAAACUAGGAUUCACACUGCAGUCCAAAAAGGGCAGCGAUUGAGGGAGAGGGCAGGCAGCUAAGAAACAGACAGAGAGAGGCACACAUUGGAUAGAGCAUGCUCCAGAAAACGAAACGAAACGAGACUUGAGCAGGAAAUUAAUAAGGUCGCAUUUUUAGCCGUCAUAGCAGUUCAGAAAGCAAACCACAAGGCAAAAGCAUCUUUUUUUCCCCCCCUUUCACCAGCACCUUGUAACCUAGGCUUGACUGUAAGAGACAGCUUUAUUCAGCAGUCGGGUAUUUUUAUAUUUUUAUUAAGAUAUUUUCAACGUGGGAACUACUUCCUAUUCCGACCAAAACAAACAAUGACGGGAAACGAGAGCCAGCUAAACUGAGGAAUCAGAUUCAGAGCUCGCUGGAGCGAAUUUGCAAAUGCUCCCGAGUGACAAAAGCUAAAAAGUGACAAAAAGAAAUAGAAAACGUUACCAACGCGUAAAAUGAACUACAGAAACUUGACUUCUGCCGGGGCGAGUGGUGGCAAAAGUUCUGCCCCGUUAAAUGCUUUUGUAAACGGACAAGGUAGUGGCUCCGGUGCCAAGUCGCCGGGUGUUGUUGGACCGAACCCGUGUGACCAGGAAGACUACUGUUGUAUCUGCAUGGACAAAAUCCAGUGCAAAAAAACGCUGGACAAAUGUCUCCAUUCGUUCUGUCGGGAAUGCAUCGACAGCGCUUUCCAGGUCAAGAGCUGCUGUCCGGUGUGCAUGACGUUUUACGGGAAUCUCACCGGGAGUCAGCCUCGCAAUGGACACAUGACAGUGGCGAGGCAACCGUGCCCGUUACCGGGCUACGAGGGCUACGGGACCAUCAUAAUAAACUACAGUUUUUCCGAUGGCAUACAAGGGCCUGAGCAUCCCAGUCCUGGAGUCAGCUACAGGGGGACCCAUCGGGAGGCGUACCUGCCCGACAGCGCUGAGGGGAACAAGGUGCUGCGUCUGCUCCAGAGAGCGUUCCAGCAAAGGCUGGUCUUCACCGUGGGCACGUCUGCCACCACGGGCAGAUCCAACACGGUCAUCUGGAACGACAUCCACCACAAAACCAGCUGGCAUGGCGGCCCACAAUGCUUCGGGUAUCCAGACCCUGGCUACCUGCUCCGGGUGCAGGAGGAGCUAAGAGUGAAGGGGAUCACUGAGGAGGGCGUGAGUGAGCCUGCAGGGAGAGUGCAGUGAUUCUGGACUGAGAGAAUGGAGCCUGUGGGGAGAGCGAAGGGCCGUUUCCUGUAAUCAGCAACCAAUCUCCUAAUCCGACGACAAUCAGCACAAGCAUUGACAGCACAUUAUUCGCAAGCAAGAACGGGAGAAAAAUCCUGUGCAGAAUGCAUGUGCAUAUUCUCAUACAUAGUAAUACAAUAUAUGAUACAUAGCAGUUUCAUCCAGUCCAGGUUUUACUAUGAGCUUGGUUAGCCCCAGUGUGUAGGUAACAAGCUCUGGUGUGUCUUAUUAAACUCCUAGCAGAACCAGGAUCAAACUGCUGUGCAGUGGGAGUCUUAUUCCCAUCCCUGAAUAUAUGCAUUGAGAAAACUUUGCCAUUAAAAACUGUGAAAAUCUUCAAAGAUAUAGGCUGGUAAUAUAUAUAUAUAUAUAUAUAU
Molecule: messenger RNA, 1765 nt
Organism: Polyodon spathula (Mississippi paddlefish)
Lineage: Eukaryota; Metazoa; Chordata; Actinopteri; Acipenseriformes; Polyodontidae
Product: probable E3 ubiquitin-protein ligase DTX3
Exons: 3
Coding region: 618-1346 (242 amino acids)
Biological process (GO): Notch signaling pathway; protein ubiquitination
Molecular function (GO): metal ion binding
Source: RefSeq, a predicted model, not a curated record